This is a messenger RNA of Solanum tuberosum (potato), 2161 nucleotides long. Its product is annotated as putative disease resistance protein At3g14460. Bases 308 to 2137 code for a protein of 609 amino acids. The record is from RefSeq and is a predicted model, not a curated record. Lineage: Eukaryota; Viridiplantae; Streptophyta; Magnoliopsida; Solanales; Solanaceae. The transcript has a single exon.
UGGUGCUCCACUUAGCAAGAGGGUGCAGCAUAACAUACUGCCAAGACUAAGAUCCUUGAGGGUACUAUCAUUGUCUCAUUACUGGAUUAAGAAGUUGCCAAAUGACUUGUUUAUCAAAUUAAGCUCCUCAGAUUUUUGGACCUUUCUCAGACAUGGAUUAGAAAGUUGCCUGAUUCCAUUUGUGUAUUGUAUAACUUAGAGGUACUUCUCCUGUCAUCUUGUGCUUAUCUUGAGGAGCUACCGCUGCAGAUGGAGAAGUUGAUUAACUUGCGUCAUCUUGACAUAAGCUAACAGUUUCUGCUUGAAGAUGCCGCUACAUCUAAGCAAGUUGAAAAGCCUCCAAGUGCUAGUGGGAGCCAAGUUUCUUUUAGGUGGUCACGGUGGUUCGAGAAUGGAUGAUUUGGGCGAAGCACAGAACUUGUAUGGAUCUCUAUCGAUUCUAGAGUUGCAAAAUGUGGUUGAUAGAAGGGAAGCUGCGAAAGCAAAGAUGAGGGAGAAGAAUCAUGUUGAGAAGUUAUCUCUGGAGUGGAGUGAAAGUAGUGCCGACAAUUCACAAACUGAAAGAGACAUACUUGACGAUCUACACCCACAUACAAACAUAAAGGAACUCCGAAUCACCGGAUAUAGAGGGAAGAAAUUUCCAAAUUGGCUAGCUGAUCCUUUGUUUCUUAAGCUAGUUAAAUUGUCUCUUAGAAACUGCAAGGACUGUGAUACCUUGCCAGCACUAGGACAGCUUCCUUCUUUGAAAAUCCUUUCCAUUAGAGGGAUGCACCGAAUAACAAAGGUGACAGAAGAAUUCUAUGGUAGUUCGUCAUCCAAAAAGUCUUUUAACUCUCUUGAGGAGCUUGAAUUUGCAUAUAUGUCGAAGUGGAAGCAAUGGCACGUACUAGGUAAUGGAGAGUUCCCUACACUUAAGAACCUUUCAAUUAAAAAUUGCCCUGAACUCAGUGUGGAGAUACCCAUCCAACUUGAGGGAAUGAAGCAGAUUGAGCGAUUAUCUAUUGUUGAUUGUAACUCUCUUACCUCUUUUCCUUUUAGCAUUCUGCUGAGUACCUUGAAUACAAUAUACAUAUCUGGUUGCCAGAAAUUGAAAUUGAAGGCGCCAGUUGGUUAUUGUAACAUGCUUCUAGAGGAUUUGAGAGUGGAAGAAUGUGAAUGUAUAGAUGAUGUAUCACCUGAGUUGCUCCCAAGAGCACGCAAAUUGAGUGUAGAGAGUUGCCACAACCUUACUAGGUUUUUGAUUCCUACUGCCACCGAAAGUCUCUUUAUUUGGAAUUGUAUGAAUGUUGAAAAACUUUCGGUGGCAUGUGGGGGGACCCAAAUGACGUCACUGAGUAUUGCCCAGUGUAGGAAGCUGAAGUGUCUGCCAGAACGUAUGCAGGAACUCCUUCCAUCUCUUAAGGAAAUGUAUCUGUUUAAUUGUCCAGAAGUAGAGUUUUUUCCUGAAGGAGGAUUACCCUCCAAUUUGCAAGUCCUUCAGAUUGUCAAUUGCAAGAAACUAGUGAUCGGAAGAAAGGAGUGGCAUUUACAGAGACUUCCCUGUCUCAUAGAGUUAGUGAUCGAAGAGAUUCUUGCUUGUGAGAAUUGGGAGUUGCCUUCCUCUAUUCAAAGACUAACCAUAGACAGUCUGAAAACAUUAAGCAGCCAACAUCUCAAAAGCCUCACCUCUCUUCAAUAUCUACGUAUUGCUAAUUUACCUCAAAUUCAGUCACUGCUGGAACCAGGGCGGCUUCCGUCAUCUCUUUCUGAGCUACAUUUAUAUAGACAUCAUGAGCUCCAUUCACUUGGUCUUUGCCACCUCACUUCGCUUCAAAGCUUACACAUCGGGAAUUGCCAUAAUCUCCAAUCACUUUCUGAAUCAGCACUGCCCUCCUCUCUCUCUAAGCUAACCAUCUAUGAUUGCCCUAAUCUCCAAUCACUUUCCAAAUCAGUACUUCCCUCCUCCCUCUCUGAGCUGGACAUCUCCCAUUGCCCUAAUCUCCAAUCUCUUCUAGUAAAAGGGAUGCCCUCUUCCCUCUCUAAACUAUCUAUUUCUAACUGUCCAUUGCUCACACCACUACUAGAAUUUGACAAGGGGGAAUACUGGCCAAAUAUUGCUCAAAUUCCCAUCAUUGAUAUCGAUUUGAAAUUCCUGUGAUGAUUAAACGAAUGGCUCUCCAAG